AUGCAGGAGAUCGCUUCCGCUCUGCGCACCCGAGACGAUGGCCAUAUUCACGGCCUAUUCGCCACGGAGCUGGCGCGCAUCACGACACCGGCGGCGGGGAUCACCUUCAAGACGACGUGCCGCCUGUACAAGGACCGGCGCUGCCCGAUCCACGAGAGUUACGCGACAUUCCUGCGUGACAAGUACGGCAAGGGCAUCGUGCACGAAGUCAACUUUUCCGGCGGUUACUUCGAGCUGCUCGACGAGAUCAACGAGCGGGUCGUCAGAGAGACCGGGGGCAAGAUACGCGGUCUGCUCACGUCGGACUGCUUCGGCCCAAAGACGCAGCUGGAAAUGGUAACCGUGGCCUUCUUCGACGGUGCCUGGGAGGCGCCCUUUCAGCCAACAUUUACGGGACCCGACGACUUUCACGUGGAUGGUCACACGGUCACUCGCGUGGACAUGAUGAACCAGAUGCACUCGUUCGGCAUAUCCCACUGCGACCAGCUCCAAGCUACGGCGCUCGAGAUGUCCCACAUGGGCGGCAAGACGAGCAUGGUCCUCAUCCUGCCCGACCAGAUGGACGGCCUGUCGCGUCUUGAGGAGAACCUGACCGCGCAGCGGCUGUCGGACCUCUUGCACGGCCUGCGCGAGAGGCCCAACGUGAUGGUCAAGAUGCCCAAGUUCUCGGUCGUGACCUGUCGAGGACUGCGGCUCGCCCUCCAGGAUGUGGGAGUGCGCGAGCUGUUCACACCGAAGGCCGACCUGUCUGGUAUAUUCAAGGCCGCAAGUCCAGGCCUGGCCGACAUCAUCCACGGGGCCUUCCUAGAGGUGAACGAGGAAGGUGCCGAGAUUCCCCCGCCUUCCACGGACGAGGCCGUGCUCGGAUGUGGCCCUGGAGUCGGGGACAUCACGCACUUCGUCGUGAACCACCCGUUCAUGUUUGUCGUCAGGCCCCGGCAGUCGAACGUUUUUUAUCUGAUGGGAUCAGUGAGAAGGCCAUGAGCAACCUUGCUGUGACCC
Molecule: messenger RNA, 1002 nt
Organism: Rhipicephalus microplus (southern cattle tick)
Lineage: Eukaryota; Metazoa; Arthropoda; Arachnida; Ixodida; Ixodidae
Product: iris
Molecular function (GO): serine-type endopeptidase inhibitor activity
Source: RefSeq, a predicted model, not a curated record